UCACAGUCCCGCACUCGCACGCGCCCCAGCGCCAGGAGCCGGAGCGGCGAGACCUCUCUCUCCGAAGCAGGCGGAGGGGCGCGCUCCGAGCAGGAUGGGCGACUGGAAGGGCUACAUCAGUGCGGUGCUGCGGGACCAGCGCAUCGACGACGUGGCCAUCGUGGGCCACUCGGACAACCGCUGCGUGUGGGCGUCGAGGCCCGGGGGCCUGCUGGCGGCCAUCUCCCCGCAGGAGGUGGGCGUGCUCACCGGGCCCGACCGACAGACCUUCCUGCAGGCGGGCCUGAGCGUGGCCGGCCGCCGCUGCUGCGUCAUCCGAGACUACCUGCUGGCCGAGGGAGACGGCGUACUGGACGCGCGCACCAAGGGGCUGGACGGGCGCGCCGUCUGCGUGGGCCACACGCCGCGCGCGCUGCUGGUGCUCAUGGGCCGGCGCGGCGUGCAUGGCGGCCUCCUUAACAAGACCGUGCACGAGCUGAUCCGCGGGUUGCGCACCCAGGGCGCCUAGCCGGCCAGCCAGACCCAAUAAACUGUGAUCCGGGGAGCCGCA
Messenger RNA from Oryctolagus cuniculus (rabbit), 550 nucleotides. It is a transcript of the gene PFN3, whose product is annotated as profilin 3. Gene Ontology annotation, biological process: positive regulation of actin filament bundle assembly; actin cytoskeleton organization; regulation of actin filament polymerization. Gene Ontology annotation, molecular function: actin binding. Gene Ontology annotation, cellular component: cytoplasm. The record is from RefSeq and is a predicted model, not a curated record. Lineage: Eukaryota; Metazoa; Chordata; Mammalia; Lagomorpha; Leporidae.